AAUACAGUACACGCUCAACACAAAACAGCUCGUUCAGCAAUACACAGACAUCCCUCUCACUACUCUCAGUAACACACAAACUUCACAAGUGCCAUCAUGGACAAGAGGAAACGGUCUCCCUCACGAUCACCUUCUCGCUCACCUCCGCGUCAACGAAAGAGGCCCGGCGCGGCAUCGCGUCUCACCCAAGCAGACCGGGAAGCUGCAAAACAACGACAAAUUGCACGCGAACAAGAGCAAGAGAAGGCCGCUCUAGAAGCGAACAAAUCUCGAGGCGUGCACGAUGUCGUCAAGCAACACUACAACAUGGUCCCCGAGCGAGGCCGCGACUGGCGAAACACGGCCAGCAAGAUCACCGGCCUCCGCAGCUACAACAACUGGGUGAAGUCAUGCACCAUCCAGAAGUUCAUCGGCCCGGAUCGUGGCCUCAAUGUGCUAGAUAUUGGCUGUGGGAAGGGUGGAGAUCUGGGGAAAUGGUCUUCAUCUAGGAAGGUGGCCCUUUAUGUUGGAUGCGAUCCCGCCGACGUCUCGAUCACACAGGCACAGGAGCGUUACGACAAGAUGAAGCGGAAGCCUUUCCGUGCCGAGUUCUACGCCAAAGAUUGCUUUGGGGAGUCGCUCGCCGAUAUCGAGAUCAUUAGGAACGUUGGCUUUGAGACAAAUGCUGGACCAGGUGGUAAUGCGACGGCCCAGCGAUGGGGUCGAGGUGGUUUUGACAUCGUUUCUAUGAUGUUCUGCAUGCAUUAUGCUUUCGAGAGCGAGGAGAAGGCUAGAGGCAUGCUACGCAACGUGGCGGGAGCACUGAAGAAGGGUGGACGCUUCCUUGGAACCAUCCCCAACUCCGACGUGCUAUCAGCUAAGGUCACAGAGCAUCACAAGGGUGCGCCGACUGAAGGAGAUGCAAAUGGGUCUCCGAAUUUCGAUUCUGAUGACGACUGGGACCCGGAGAAGAUCAUCGAUGCACCAGCGCCGAAGGAGAAGAAGGAGGAGAAGGAAGAGGGACAGGAAGAUGGAGAGUUGGAAGACGAGGGCGUCGAAUGGGGCAACAGCAUCUACAGAGUCAAGUUUCCAGGCAAGACGCCCACAGAUGGUGUCUUCAGGCCUCCCUUUGGCUGGAAGUACUUUUAUUUCCUAGAGGAGGCGGUCGAAGAGGUCCCGGAAUACGUCGUGCCUUGGGAAGCUUUUCGAGCACUGGCAGAAGAGUACAAUCUCGAGUUGCAAUAUCGUGCCGCCUUCAAGGACGUUUGGGAGCAGGAACGAAAUGAUCCGGAGCUGGGUCCCCUCAGUGAGCGCAUGAAUGUCCGCGAUCGGAGCGGAAGGCUGUUGGUGAGGCAGGAGGAACUCGAUGCAGCGAGUUUCUAUCACACUUUCUGCUUCUACAAGGUUUAGGAAGCAGAUCCCAAGAUCUCCGGCAUAUAUUUUUGGAUUUGCAUUUAAAAGGAGUCAUGGAAGGCCUCGAAAAGCGUGAGUGGGCCUUUAUGAUACCCGGUGCUUCGGAGGCAUCCAAACAGCGUAUCAAUAUAAUACUCGUUAUGGCAUCUCAUUGUUUGCGACUCGCACGUGGACGUUCCGAACUCGCAGCCCU
Molecule: messenger RNA, 1585 nt
Organism: Mytilinidion resinicola
Lineage: Eukaryota; Fungi; Ascomycota; Dothideomycetes; Mytilinidiales; Mytilinidiaceae
Product: guanine-N(7)-methyltransferase
Exons: 1
Coding region: 97-1389 (430 amino acids)
Biological process (GO): 7-methylguanosine mRNA capping
Cellular component (GO): nucleus
Molecular function (GO): mRNA 5'-cap (guanine-N7-)-methyltransferase activity
Source: RefSeq, a predicted model, not a curated record